Molecule: messenger RNA, 960 nt
Organism: Bacidia gigantensis
Lineage: Eukaryota; Fungi; Ascomycota; Lecanoromycetes; Lecanorales; Ramalinaceae
Exons: 2
Coding region: 1-960 (319 amino acids)
Source: RefSeq, a predicted model, not a curated record
AUGUGUCGCAUUCUCAACUAUGGGCAGGAACCUGACCACAGUGAAAUCGAGGCCGAUAGGAUCGCGAUGACCAAUUUUUAUCCCAAAAUUUUGCUUUCCAUGGAGAGGUUUGCAGCGGACGAAUCUUUGUUAUCAGUCUCCAUCUACGACAUGAUUCAAGUAUUCAGAUCGCUUUUUGAGGCCACCGUCAGCACAUCAGUCGCAGAAUCUGAAACAAGCACAGUCACCCAAGUGAAUCGUGUGGCUACAUCAAACAGCAUUCGUCUUACCUUUCCUCUGUCAGCAUCUCACGAAUUGCUUCAUCGCCAGAAGAGCACAGCAAAACUUUGUUCAAUUUCUGUAGCAAUGCUCAGAUGCCUACAGCCAAAUAUGAAGGGGCAUGAGGAGAUAUUGGAAGGAACGCUGUUCCAUCUCCUCAAGAUAGUCGGUCAACGUCUUGAUUGGGCGAUGUGGGACGAUGACGACUUUCCGACGGUUGAGCCGGAAGAAACAGCGCAGGCACAAGUAGACGGCACAGGUGUGAGCAACCAUGAAAAUCUUAAGUCUCAAGCCCCUUACCUGAUCUGGUUGCUGGAGAAGUUGAUCGAAGUUGCGGCAAAGUUUCCUCAGCGAGCACCUUGUGAUAUGAAGGCUAUUGCAGCUACGACAAAGUUGACACGGCCGCCUCCGUGUAAUUUGUCAAGGCCUUUGUGGAUCAAAUUGCAGCAUACUCUCAUCAAGGCUGUCUUCGGCGAAGAAGGCACAAAAGAUUUCGAACCGUUUUUGCACAAGCAGCCUGCGCCAGAAGCCAACUUGCCAGAGUCGCAGCCCAGCCGGAACUCGGAAGAUUCAAGGACGAACUUCAAAAAGGAGGUUUGGCGUAUCCUGGGUUGGGAUGUUUUGGGUGUCUACGUCAACGAAGCUAUACCAGAGGAAGGCCGCAAUCAAAUCCUCGACGCGGCGAACUCGGCUGAAAAUUGA